This is a messenger RNA of Pimephales promelas (fathead minnow), 1994 nucleotides long. Lineage: Eukaryota; Metazoa; Chordata; Actinopteri; Cypriniformes; Leuciscidae. The record is from RefSeq and is a predicted model, not a curated record.
AAAACAUCGGCCUAGUGGUUUUACUGCAAAAAUCCUACAUAUUGUACCUUUAAAUAAAAACAUAUUUUAUGUUCCACUGAAGAAGUCACGAGGGGUCGACAGAGACAGAAUUUCACUUUCAGCUUGAACUGACCCUUAAACAUGGUUACGCAUAACUCAGAUACUUUCUCCAACUUAAGAAACUGUUGCAAGAUUGAAUCUGGUUGUACAUUACCAUCCAGUAAGCACAUUCAUCGUGUGUCACUAAAAUGCACACAGACCAGAUUCCUUUCACUGCUUUUCUGAAAUCCUAUAUUCUCAAGUGAUUAAGAAUAUACAGAAGUGAACCUGUAAGAGGGUUCAAGAUUUUCUAUUAAACGCUCUCUGUUGCACUUUGGAGUCUAUAACUAGCGAAGGCAUGCAGUGCUCGGCCCUUUCUGGCACGCAGGAGGAUUCCUGCAAACCUUUACAAGUGCUACUGUUUCAAUGUCUUCUCUUAAAAUGUUUCAUUACUUUCAAAAUGAGAGUGUUGACAUGUCAUCACCAGGCCCUGGCCGUUGGUGUUUCUGGUCAUAAGUAUUUUAGUGUUUGUUUUGAGUCACUCAUUUGCAGGAGCCACUAGCUUCAGUGGAUUUUUCAUGCGAAAGACCCGUUUACCAGCCACAGCCUUGACAAACCAGUUUGGAACUACGAAUAUGGAUAAGACAGAAGAAGCCGCAAUGGAUGACUUGGAAACGGAGGAAUAUCUGGAGGAUUUGGAGGCUAUAGAAGCACUCGAAGCCUUUGAGGGUCUUGAAUCCGCUCCACCCUAUCCAGGUCUUCCAGUCGAUUACGGAGGAAAAGAUGGGUCCUAUAACCCGGGUUACCACUCAUCUCCAUAUCCCAAUAUUAAUAUUGCAUACAGCUCGUACCCAGAGCCCGGAGCCAAUCCAAACUACCAGGGAGGUCCACACCAAGGGAUAUACCCUCAAAUUAACAGCCCAAACCCUGGGAUGUACCCUCAAGCUACCAGUCCAAACCCUGGCAUGUAUCCUAGAAGUACAACCGUAACAACCACAGUGAUGCUGCCUAGCCUGCGUGAAUUACCUGGUCAGACCAUGUGCCCUCACUGUAAGCACCAGGUGAUCACUAUAACAGAUCACUACUCUGGACUCAUGACCUGGAUGGCCUGCGGCUGCCUUGCCCUCAUCGGGUGCUGGCCGUGCUGUCUAGCCCCUUUCUGGAUGGAUUCUUGUAAAGAUGUUGAGCAUCGAUGCCCAAACUGCAACAACAUCUUGUCUUUCUACAAGCGCAUGUGAUCUGGAUGCAAACAUGUCCCACUUGGUCUUUCAAUUUAAUGGGAUCUAAUGGGUAUUAGAAAAGGGGAUAUGUCAGAAUUUAAUUUCACAUUAGUUUCCAGCCUACAAUGCUACAAUGUUCACAUUGUGUGAAAUAUUUAUUACAAACUGUACGAAAUAGAAUAUUUAAUAACCGCUUUAAAGCUUUACAUUAACUUCUGUUAGAACUCUAAAAGACACAGUUGUCUUUUAGUGUUUUUGUUAUAUUAAUGUAUCUUAAGUAUGAACUUUUAAAGUAAAUAAGUUGCAUUAUAUUGCUAUGCUACCCUACUCUUCACCUCUCAGCCUUUCAAUUAGCCUCAGUUCAAACCUUAUACUGAAUCCCCACAGCUAUAAUCAACAGUAAUAGUGUUGAUUGUGACCUACACUUAAUUACAUUGGUUUGGAUUCCUGUAAUUUAGACUCUUUUCCCCAGAGGGAUUUACAGGGCAUGCCUGAUUACACUGAAAUUAGUAUGUACAAUUUUAAUUUACAUUCAUUCAGAUAUUAUUAAAUGUUUCUGAAGCCAAAUUUAAGUGACAAGAGAGGUUGAAAUGAUCUGUAUAAAAAUAGUAUUCAGGCUCUGUGUAAUUUUGGAACCAUUUCAAUGAGGAUAAAUAAGUAAAUAUUAAUACAUUGUUUACAUCAUUUGCUCUGUAAAUAAUAAAAUAAGUGAAGCAUAAUCAUGCCAGUACCAUU